This is a messenger RNA of Dibothriocephalus latus, 291 nucleotides long. The record is from the annotation of a GenBank genome assembly. NCBI's taxonomy places the organism in Eukaryota, Metazoa, Platyhelminthes, Cestoda, Diphyllobothriidea, Diphyllobothriidae.
AUGGAUCCGUCCAAUGGACCGGAGCCCUGCGUCGUCUGCGGUGACAACGCCACCGGUUUCCACUACCGUGCCAUGACCUGCGAGGGCUGCAAGGGCUUCUUUCGGCGGUCAGUGCAGAAGAAGCUGGAGUACACCUGCAAAUUCAACGGCCGCUGUUCGGUGGCGGACAAGCAGAACCGCAACAGCUGCCAGAAAUGUCGCUUCGACCGGUGUAUCAAGGGUGGCAUGGCCAGAGACUGUGAGUUUUCAGCUCCCUUCCCCCUCCUGCAUACCUCUUGUCUCUUAGCUUAA